Molecule: messenger RNA, 1976 nt
Organism: Ostrinia furnacalis (Asian corn borer)
Lineage: Eukaryota; Metazoa; Arthropoda; Insecta; Lepidoptera; Crambidae
Product: genetic suppressor element 1-like
Exons: 6
Coding region: 987-1907 (306 amino acids)
Source: RefSeq, a predicted model, not a curated record
CGUCCUAGUUUUAUGUGAUACGGUACCAUGAGUUGGCAGGCCACAACCUCGAGGUUGUCAUAGUUCCCUAAUAAAACCACGGUCAAGUUUCCGCGGGCGAGUGAGCCGCAGUGCCAGUCGGAGCCAUUAAAAAAUCGUUAAGCCAUCGUCAAGGCUUUUCUCCGUUCCCAUUGUUGUUUGCCUACUGUUAAUUUAUAGAGACUAUGGGCUUUGGCAUUGUAGCACUUAAAGCGCGGAAACGUUUGUGGGUUUAUGUUUCAUCGAUCCCACAAACAUUGCUGUGGAAAACUGUGAUUGAAUUUAUAUGGCGUGCAAAAACGGUAAAAUGUUCAGCUUUAACAUACUCGUAAACCAUUUUAAACAUGCAUAAACAAUUGUUAUUGUUUUCGCAAAAAUAAUCUGGUUGACUGAAUAAAAUAGUAAUUCGUGACGGUCGAUUGAGACGAUAAACGACAGUCUUAAAUAUUGAAAUUUUCUAUAGGCACAUAAAAGCUCUUUAAUGCUUAUCUCUCAAGACAUCGCAAUGGCAUUCAAUCGCGGAUGUAUUCCCGUCCACUGGUUCAGUAACCGCGACGAGCGACGUCGAAUGGGCGGCGCUCGACAGCCGAUACAUCAGUCGGCUGAUGAUGCGACGCACAAUGCGAUAUCGAUGUCGAUGAGCGAGCGUGCGCAUCACUAGACGGAUUUAAUGCUUGACUAAAACGAUGCAAAUGUAUUUAUUACAUCUAUCAAUAGGGUAUAAAGUCUUAAUAAUAUUUUUAUCUGCAGAAUACCAUAAAAUUUAGCACAGUGAUGAGAAAUUGAGUGUCGGACGUAAAAACAGUGAAUAAAAUAUGUCAACGGAGACGUAAAAUACUAAAAUGCGUUUAGCGCUAGUGUUGUGCCGUGUCACCUGACUGGGUGGCGAGUGUUGCGCGCGCGCAGUGCCGCGUAGUGAUGUGCAGUGACGGUGUCGAUGGACUAGUGAUGCGCAGUGUGUAGUGACCAUGGAAUAUCGGGGACCGCACCCGACGAUGAGCGUCGGGUCGACGUACUUCCCGAAUGCGCCAGCGGUGAGCGCGAACAAAAUAGCGAAGCGAACGGAGCUCGCGCCGAACAAAGGCGGCCCGUUCGCGGCUGCUCUGCGAACGCUCGCCAAGAACGCGGGGCCCGACGCCAAGGACGGCGCCGCCGCCGCCGAGCCGAGCAAAGAGAAGCCGCCGCCCGCCGCCAAGCGUGCCUCGCCGCACCAUCUGCCGUCCAGCGGGUUCCAGCCGUAUAGACCUGAUGAUAGCAGACUGUCGCACCCGGCGGCGGCGUCGUUUCCGCUGCUGGAGCCCACCGCCUACUCGCCCUACCACCCCAGCCUCUACUCCAGCGCAGCGCUGCAGUACAGGCUAGCGGCGGAAGAGCAGAUGUACUUAGAGCGGGUGUUUCGCAGCGGCGUGGGCGUCGGCUGGCUACCGCCCUACGCGCUCUAUCCGCCGUUAGCGCCGCCACUGCCGCUCGUCGGACACCACGCGCCACAUGCACAUGCACAUGCUCACGCGGCCCAUGCCCAUGCGGCGCAUAUGCAUGAACGGGAGAGAGAUAGAGAUGAUAGGGAGAAGGAAAUUGCGUUGCAAAGGGAACGGGAGAGGGAGAGAGAACGGGAACGGGAGAGGGAGAGAGAGCGCGAGCGCGAGCAACGCGAGAAAGAGCAACGCGAGCGCGAGCGGCUCGCGCGCGAGAAAGAGACGCGCACGCGCGAAGCGCUCCGCGACGAGCAGCGAGCACUCGCCGCGCUCGCGCCGCACCUGCCGCACCCCGGCGUGUUCCUGCGCGCGCCGCUGCUGCCGCCGCCGCUGCUGUACCGGCCCUACCGGCCCUACGCGCCCUACCCGCCGCCGCCAGACCCUGCGCCGCCGCCCGUCUCCGCAGGUAGCUAGACCUCUCCGCAGCCGCCCUGCUGUACCGGCCCUACGCGCCCUACCCGCCGCCGCCAGACCCUGCGCCGC